GUAGAAGGUAAACCUGAUGAAGACUGAGACUUUGCUUUAUCAGCAGGGUUUAUAUCAGAGGCUAACACAUCGUGGACACUCAAACACUUAUGAAUGGACACAUCGAGACACAAAAAGAGAGGCGACCCCUGGGCCAGCGCGAGGGACCCGCCCGCGCCAUGACCGAGACCACCAAGACGCACGUUAUCUUGCUCGCCUGCGGCAGCUUCAAUCCCAUAACCAAAGGGCACAUUCAGAUGUUCGAAAGAGCCAGGGAUUAUCUGCACAAAACUGGAAGGUUUAUUGUCAUUGGCGGGAUCGUCUCUCCUGUCCACGACUCCUAUGGAAAACAGGGUCUUGUGUCGAGCCGGCACCGUCUCAUCAUGUGUCAGCUGGCCGUCCAGAAUUCCGACUGGAUCAGGGUGGACCCGUGGGAGUGCUACCAGGACACCUGGCAGACGACCUGCAGCGUCCUUGAACACCAUCGGGACCUCAUGAAGCGGGUGACUGGCUGCAUCCUCUCCAACGUCAACACACCCUCCAUGACACCUGUGAUCGGACAGCCCCGAAAUGAGACCUCCCAACCCAUCUACCAGAACAACAACGCGCCCAGCAAGCCCACCGCAGCCAAGAUCCUGGGAAAGGUGGGAGAAAGCCUGAGCCGGAUCUGCUGUGUCCGCCCGCCAGUGGAGCGUUUCACCUUUGUGGAUGAGAAUGCCAACCUGGGCACGGUGAUGCGGUACGAGGAGAUCGAGCUGCGGAUCUUGCUGCUGUGUGGCAGUGACCUUCUGGAGUCCUUCUGCAUCCCAGGACUGUGGAACGAGGCAGAUAUGGAGGUGAUUGUUGGGGACUUUGGGAUCGUGGUGGUCCCCCGGGACGCAGCCGACACAGACCGAAUCAUGAACCACUCCUCAAUACUCCGCAAAUACAAAAACAACAUCAUGGUGGUGAAGGAUGACAUCAACCAUCCCAUGUCUGUCGUCAGCUCAACCAAGAGCAGGCUGGCUCUGCAGCACGGGGAUGGCCACGUCGUGGAUUACCUGUCCCAGCCAGUCAUCGACUACAUUCUCAAGAGCCAGCUGUACAUCAACGCCUCGGGCUAGCGGCCCCGGGGCGCUGUGCCCCACUCUCCCCUGGGCCUCCGCCAACACACCGGCCCCCCGCCGCCUCUGUCCAUCCCGUUUCUCUCCCGCCUCCGUUUUUCCGUCUCCUCAUCUUGACUGUUUUCCCCACCUGCUGACUCAACCCCCCACAGUGUGGGGGAACCUGCAGAGAACACCACAGCGUACC
Budorcas taxicolor (takin) is the source of this 1269-nucleotide messenger RNA. It is a transcript of the gene NMNAT2, whose product is annotated as nicotinamide nucleotide adenylyltransferase 2. The coding region runs from base 90 to 1082 and encodes 330 amino acids. The transcript is spliced from 12 exons. The record is from RefSeq and is a predicted model, not a curated record. Gene Ontology annotation, biological process: NAD+ biosynthetic process. NCBI's taxonomy places the organism in Eukaryota, Metazoa, Chordata, Mammalia, Artiodactyla, Bovidae. Gene Ontology annotation, molecular function: nicotinamide-nucleotide adenylyltransferase activity; nicotinate-nucleotide adenylyltransferase activity. Gene Ontology annotation, cellular component: Golgi apparatus.